CAUGACUUCUUCGUUCACGUUUCACCCAGAAAUUUAACUCGAGUUAUCUUCUUGUACUAUCAGACUCUUUCAAAUUAAUGAAUCUGAUACGCUAGCUAUCCGUCAGAAAAUCAAGCUUGGGCCUUGGAGUACCUGCAGCCAAGUUCAAGCAUGAGACACCCAACGUUAACUUGUGCUGGUUGUCCAAGUCCAACCAUCCUUUUUUAUUUUCUUUUCCUUGUGAUCAUCUCUCUUCACUCUUCCUUUGCAUUUUCAGCACCCCGGAAUUCCAUGUACAGAGGCUCUUCCCUGUCAGUCGAAGGUUCUGCUUCGGACGUUCUUACGUCCCCUGACAAAUCCUUCACCUGUGGAUUUUACCCAGUCGGCACAAAUGCCUACAGCUUCUCUAUUUGGUUCACCAACUCCAAGGAAAGGACCGUCACUUGGAUGGCUAACCGAGAUCAUCCUGUUAAUGGACGACGUUCCAGAGUUUUGCUGCAGAGAGAUGGCACCAUGGUCCUUACUGAUGCUGACGGCUCAGUCGUAUGGGCUACAAACACCACCAAAACCAAGGUGGACAGAGCCGAGCUCCUGAACACGGGGAACCUUGUGCUGAAGGACCCUCUUGGAAAAAUACUUUGGCAAAGCUUUGAUUUUCCUACAGAUACACUUCUCCCUUUGCAGCCAUUCACUACGAACAUUAGAUUGACAUCUGCAAAGGGUAGGGGUGAUUAUUCCAAAGGCUAUUAUAACUUCUAUUUCGACAAUGACAACGUUUUGAGAUUGAUGUAUGAUGGACCUGAGAUUUCUAGCCUAUAUUGGCCUAACCCCGAAUUCAGCGUAUCUGGAAAUGGUCGAACAAACUAUAACAGCACCAGAAUUGCAGGGUUCGAUGAGAUGGGCAGGUUUUCAUCCAGCGACGACAUGCAAUUUUCCGCUACUGAUUUGGGUUAUGGGAUUAAAAGGAGACUAACAAUGGAUUACGAUGGUAAUCUUAGACUCUAUAGCUUAAACGAGUCAAACGGACUAUGGCAUAUAACAUGGGAAGCUCUUCAACAACAGUGCAGUUCUCGUGGGCUAUGUGGAAGAAAUGGAAUUUGUGUUUAUACACCAACGCCUAAGUGCUCAUGCCCACCGGGUUACGAGAGGGCGGACAAAACCGACUGGAGCAAAGGAUGUAAGCCUCAGUUCAAUCGGAGCUGCGACCAACCUCAUCAUCAACAGCAGGUGAAAUUCGUGGAACUCCCACAUACAGAUUUCUAUGGAUUUGAUUUCGAACCUGCAAAGUUCAUAUCACUAGAAGAAUGCAAGAAGCUUUGCUUGGAGAAGUGCUCUUGUGAGGCCUUUACCUAUAGGCUAACAGGAGAACCAUAUUGUUUCUAUAAGUCUGCACUUUUUAACGGGUACACCACUCCAGACUUCCCAGGAACUAUUUAUUUGAAACUGUUCGGAAGUUCGGAAUCAAUGGAACCCCCUACACUGGAAGAAUCCGAUCCCAUCUGUGGAUCCAGAGAAAGUAAAGUCCUGAUGACGGGUUCAUCUGAUACAUAUAAUUCAGAGAGCAAAACGAAAUGGAUUUAUCUCUUUGCAUUUGCUUUCUCAAUUGGUGCGAUUGAAAUGUUCCUAAUCGCACCAAGUUGGUGGUGUCUCUUUAGGAGAAAUAAGGUGCAAACGUCAAUGGAGGAUGGGUACAAUGUGAUAUUCAACCAGUUCAAGAGGUUCACUUACGCUGAGCUAAACAAAGCAACCAAAAUGUUCAAAUAUGAGCUGGGGAGAGGUGGCUCCGGUACUGUUUACAAGGGAGUUCUAGAGGACAAUAGAGUGGUUGCAGUGAAGAAAUUGGGAGACGUAAUUCAAGGAGAAGAAGAGUUCUGGGCCGAAGUGAGCACAUUUGGGAGAAUCAACCAUAUUAACCUCGUGCGAAUGUGGGGAUAUUGUUCAGAGAAAAUUCAUAGACUUUUGGUAUAUGAGUAUUUUGAGAAUGGGUCACUAAAUAAGCACCUCUUCUCCAAUUCCAGCAGGAGCAAAGAAGCUCGUUUGCUGAAUUGGAAGGAGAGGUUUAAAAUCGCACUGGGUAUAGCUAAGGGGCUGACUUACCUUCACCAUGAGUGUCUCGAAUGGGUUAUACACUGUGACGUGAAGCCUGAAAACAUACUUUUGGACAGCAAUUUCGAACCUAAGAUUGCUGAUUUUGGGCUGGCAAAAUUGUCUCAAAAAGGUAAGUAUGGUUCCGAGUUCUCUAGGAUUCGAGGAACAAAAGGAUACAUGGCUCCAGAAUGGGCUCUAAACCUCCCUAUAACGGCAAAAGUUGAUGUUUAUAGCUUUGGGAUUGUACUACUAGAGAUUGUAAAGGGCGUUCGUCUUUCCAACUGGGUAGUCGUGGAUGGAGAAGAGGAGACAGAGUUGACAGGACUUCUCAAGAUGGUAAAGAACAGGAUCAAGUAUGGAGUUGAUGCGUGGGUUGAGGCCAUAGUGGAUCCGAGUUUGAACAACCAAUUCAAUAGAAACCAAGCAUCAAUGAUGAUCGAGAUAGGAAUAUCCUGCAUUGAGGAGGAUAGAAGCAAGAGACCAACCAUGGAUAUGGUUGUACAAACUCUGCUUGAAUGUGAAGAUGAACCAGAAAAUUUUGCUGCAAGCAUGUAUCAAGAAUUAAUGUAGGCAUGGCAACAUGCAUGUAAUAGAUUCUUCUUUCUCUGCAGAUCAGAUAUGCAUGUCAGUUUAACUUGUGA
Molecule: messenger RNA, 2708 nt
Organism: Nelumbo nucifera (sacred lotus)
Lineage: Eukaryota; Viridiplantae; Streptophyta; Magnoliopsida; Proteales; Nelumbonaceae
Product: putative receptor protein kinase ZmPK1
Biological process (GO): protein phosphorylation; recognition of pollen
Molecular function (GO): protein serine/threonine kinase activity; ATP binding
Source: RefSeq, a predicted model, not a curated record